AUGGUGAAUCUGGAUCGCCUCCCACUAUUCAAUUCUACAGUUCACUAUGUUGGAAGUUUACUCGAUGGAACUCGAUUUGAUUCAAGCCUCGAUCGGGAGCUGCCAUUUAAGUUCAAGCUCGGGCUUGGACACGUGAUUCAAGGGUGGGACGAUGGUAUCAAGACUAUGAAAAAAGGCGAAAAAUACCUUUUUACAAUUCCUCCCGCUAUUGCAUAUGGUGAAUCUGGAUCGCCUCCUACUAUUCCUCCUAAUGCAUAUGGUGUUUUUUUCGUGCUUUGUCAAAAGCUGUGA
Messenger RNA from Lactuca virosa, 291 nucleotides. NCBI's taxonomy places the organism in Eukaryota, Viridiplantae, Streptophyta, Magnoliopsida, Asterales, Asteraceae. The record is from the annotation of a GenBank genome assembly.